Messenger RNA from Dermatophagoides pteronyssinus (European house dust mite), 1054 nucleotides. Its product is annotated as sin3 histone deacetylase corepressor complex component SDS3. Lineage: Eukaryota; Metazoa; Arthropoda; Arachnida; Sarcoptiformes; Pyroglyphidae. The record is from RefSeq and is a predicted model, not a curated record.
AAUGGCUUUUUUUCUCAACGAAAAAAAUAUUUAUUUUCUGUUCGUUAAAAUCUACGAAAAAAUAAAAUUCAUCUUUUUUUCAAACGAAAAAAUAGUGACAAUGAAUGAUUACGAUUAUGAUAAUGAUAACCAUGGUUAUGGUGAUUCAGAUGAAGAUACUGAAGAUGCUAGCGAAACAGAAUCGAUGAAAUAUCAUAAUGAUGAUGGUUAUGUUGGUGCUUAUGAUGGCAUGGAUGAAUUUGAUUCUACAUAUGAAAUCAAAGAACAAAUUUAUCGAGAUAAAUUAGCUCAUCUCAAAGAACAACUCAUACAUCUGGAAAAUGGUACCCAUCCUGAUUAUUUACGUCAAUUGAACAAUAUUGAUUUUGAAUAUCAAGAACGUUUAUUUUUUAUUGAAUGUAAUUUCAAAUUAGAACAGAAAUUGAUUGAAAAUGAAUAUAAAGUCGAAGAAAGUGCUGCUAUUAAAGAGUUCAGAGAUCGUAAAGAAGAAUUGAUAGAAAGUUUGAUUUCUGAUCUUGAAGAAAAGAAAAAAAUUAUGGAAACAGAUAGCAGCCUUGAGCUAGUAAACGAUACUUCAGAGCCAAAGACCUUAACUACACGAAAAUUGCGACGUCGUCCCAAUGAUCCAACUCCAUUGCCCGAUCGACGUCGUCGAACAUCACCAACACAAAUCAAUUAUCUUCUUGAAGAUUCUGAAAUCAAUGAAGAUUUGAAAUUCAUCAAUAAAGUCCUAUUUUCCAAAUCGUCCAGUAAUCAUCGAAAUAAUUCAUCACAUAACCAAAAACAUGCUGAAUCGGAUAACUCAGGUGUCGAUGCAAGAAUUGAUUAUGGUAAAUUAUUUUUCGAUAAAAAAUGGUUUCAUCGCGGACAAAACAUUUUACUUGAAUCUCUUGACGGUUCAGUUACUCCUUCAAUUAUUGUACAAAUUGGUAGUAACGAAAUUCUUGUGAAAAAAUCAAAUGAUUCUGGCAAUUCAGGCAAAAUCAAAGUUACAUUGAAUGAUUUACACAGUAAAAAAUAUUCGAUUCAAAGAAGAACAUAAAAUGAUUAAUUA